AUGUCAUGCUUCUUACGUACGUUUGCUUUAUGCUCGGCUCUUACUCUCAGUCUUGCUGCUCCAGCUCCAGCUCCAGCUCUAGCACCUGCCGCUAGGAUCCCGGCUGAGGUCGGAAAACGGAUCACUUCCAACUACCAGCCCAUCGAUACAACAUGUCCAGCAACGAGUCUGGUUCGCGCCGCGGACGGCAUCAGCACUGCUGAACAGGCCUACAUCACAGCACGCAAGGCCGUUGCUGAUAAAGCUCUCGCUGCUUGGCUCUUGAAACAAAGCUCUGCCUUUGACACAUCAAGCCUGCCUACUGUGGGCUUGACUACUAGUGGUGGUGGUUAUCGGUCACUGCUAGUAGGUGCCGGUUUCUACCAGGGACUCGACAGUCGCGAUACCGAUGAGACCACGGGUGGCCUGGUCCAAAGCCUGACCUACCAAGCUGGUCUUUCUGGCGGCUCGUGGUUCCUCUCAUCACUCGCGGGGAACAAUUGGCCUACUGUGUCUUAUCUCAAGGCCAACUUGUGGGAGGACGCCUUCGACAAUAGUCUGCUCGUACCAGCCAAUAUCUUUUCAAUCGAUGGUUUGACACAAUACGCCGUCAUUGUUGGAGAGCUCAGCGCCAAGGAGGAGGCUGGGUACGAUACCACGCUCGUCGAUCCAUAUGGGCGAUUGCUUUCGUAUCAGUUGCUGGAAGGAACCCAUGGAGGUUCCAGUGUCAGGCUUUCAGGCCUGGCUGAUCUCGGCAACUUCAAGAGCUACAACGUGCCGUACCCCAUCAUCACCACUAUCGGUGUUCCGGCUGCUACGGGAGAAUGCUGGCCAGACUUGGAUGCGCCCAUCUACGAGUUUCACCCCUAUGAGUAUGGCUCGUGGGACACGGGCAUUGCCGCUUUCACCGACAGUCUGUACAUGGGCAGCAGUCUAAACGCCGGCGUACCGGCAGGCGACAGCUGCACAGCACAAUACGACAACCUCGGAUAUAUACUUGGUACAAGUAGCAACUUAUUCAAUGCGCUCUGCAGCAUCAUCGACUCUGUGAACUCCACGACCGACUUGUCAGAGACCCUCGAAGGAAUGAUACCGCACGACUCGGUCUUUAAUGAUCUCUUCGGCAUCUACCCGAAUCCAUUCUACAAAUUCGAGCAGUCGAGCUCCGUGGUAAACGAUAAAUAUCUAACCCUAGCAGACGGUGGCGAAACCAACCAGAACAACCCCAUUUGGCCGUUUAUCCAGAACGGAGGCCGGUCCGUAGACGUCCUCAUCGUCAACGACAACAGCGCCGACACUGACGACAACUUUCCCAACGGAACCGAGAUCCUGACCACAUACCAGCGGGCACAGGAAGUGGGCCUCACCAAGAUGCCCUACAUCCCCUCUGUCGACACCUUCGUUUCCCAGGGACUGAACAAGCGCGCCACUUUCUUCGGAUGCGACGAGCCGGAGACCACACUUAUGGUAUUCGUACCUAAUGUCGACUAUACCUUCGCCAGCAACACGGCGACGUCCAAGCUGUCGUACAGUGCCGACGAGACCAAUGCCAUGAUUGCGAACGGGCUACAGGUCGCUACGCAGGGCGGAGAGGAGGGGUGGCCGUUGUGUCUUGCUUGUGCUGUCAUGUCGAGGGGUGGCGAUUUGCCGGUUGACCCACUGAUCGUUAUCAGUAUGGCUCUAAGACAGUCGACCCUCCGAAGACGUACCCAGCGCGAGAUGCGAAACACGCAGCGCAAGGCUAUCCCUGCUUGGAGUCUUCGACGACGAUGCAAGUAG
Molecule: messenger RNA, 1758 nt
Organism: Pseudomassariella vexata
Lineage: Eukaryota; Fungi; Ascomycota; Sordariomycetes; Amphisphaeriales; Pseudomassariaceae
Product: lysophospholipase catalytic domain-containing protein
Exons: 2
Coding region: 1-1758 (585 amino acids)
Biological process (GO): glycerophospholipid catabolic process
Cellular component (GO): intracellular membrane-bounded organelle; cytosol
Molecular function (GO): A2-type glycerophospholipase activity
Source: RefSeq, a predicted model, not a curated record